Cyprinus carpio (common carp) is the source of this 1411-nucleotide messenger RNA. RefSeq names its product ras-related protein Rab-27A. Gene Ontology annotation, biological process: melanosome transport; positive regulation of exocytosis. Gene Ontology annotation, cellular component: melanosome; secretory granule. The record is from RefSeq and is a predicted model, not a curated record. NCBI's taxonomy places the organism in Eukaryota, Metazoa, Chordata, Actinopteri, Cypriniformes, Cyprinidae. Gene Ontology annotation, molecular function: GTP binding; GTPase activity.
AUUCAUGAGCUAAGCAAGGGAAGUGUUGCGUCACUUACGGGCGCGCACACGCACUGGGGCUUCAUGUGGGUGCGGGAGCAACUUUAGGAAACAAAGUGUCCAUCGCUUGAAAAAGUGCCACACACUUGUACUUGUUCCUUUUGAUACAAGGUAGAUAUUUUCGGAAAACAAAACCAACAAAGAAAUCAACAAACGUCCAGAACUCUGAUUUGGUCCUCGUCCAGCUCUCAGUAUGUCCGAGGGGGACUAUGAUUACCUCAUCAAGUUCCUCGCGCUGGGGGACUCUGGGGUGGGAAAGACCAGCUUCCUAUAUCAGUACACAGACGGCAAAUUCAACUCCAAGUUCAUAACCACAGUGGGAAUAGACUUCAGAGAAAAACGAGUGGUGAGUGUACAAUCCAACGGUCCUGAUGGGACGGUCGGGAGAGGACAGAGGAUUCACAUUCAGCUGUGGGAUACGGCUGGACAGGAGAGAUUUCGGAGUUUGACCACAGCGUUCUUCAGGGACGCCAUGGGCUUCCUGUUACUCUUUGACCUCACGAAUGAGCAGAGCUUCCUUGACGUGCGGAACUGGAUGAGUCAGCUGCAGACGCAUGCGUACUGUGAGAAUCCCGACAUCGUCUUGUGCGGAAACAAAUCAGACCUUGAAGACCAGCGCGCGGUGGGAGCGGAAGCACGGGAACUGGCGGAGAAAUACGGAGUCCCGUACUUCGAGACGAGCGCUGCGAACGGUGAGAACGUGGGUCGUGCCGUGGAGGUUCUGCUGGAUCUGAUCAUGAAGCGCAUGGAGAGAUGUGUGGACAAAUCCUGGAUCCCGGACGGGAUGGUUCGCACCAACGGCCACAGCACCAGCGACCUGGCAGAGCCGCGUGACGCCGAGCAGAGCAAGUGCGGCUGCUAAUGCCGUAAGAAUCAUUCCAUUCAAGAUGCAGCCGAGGCUCUCUGAUCCUUUUCAUUAGUUCUAGUAUAGGUUACGGUUUAAUUCAGCAGAUGAAGAGGAUCAGAGACCCUGCACUGUGUUAAACUGUUGUUUCUUUCCAGAAUGGAUGGGCUAAAGCCACCUAGAUUCGAGUCUUCAUGUUUUGAGAGCACUUUACACCAAAUCCUGCAUUCAGAAGCCUUAAUGCGUCAGAUUAGAUGUGUUUCAAGGGCUUGAUUCACUAGUAGUGUACAUCUAUUGUUAAACCUAGACCCAUGCGUGCAUCAGUGCAGUUCUCUGAUUGUUUGAAAAAUGAGUUUUGUGUUGAUUUCUAAAUAACCCCCCCACCCACAUUAAAUCACAGAAAAUCUGAUUAAAAAAAAAAAAAAGUAAAAAAAUGUUUUUAAAAUGUUUAUAUUAUAAACAAACACACAUACACGAAAUAUCAUUAAGAUCCUGUUUCACUUUUUCAAAAACUACGAAAAAACAAAA